Molecule: messenger RNA, 5596 nt
Organism: Manacus vitellinus (golden-collared manakin)
Lineage: Eukaryota; Metazoa; Chordata; Aves; Passeriformes; Pipridae
Gene: CNGB1
Product: cyclic nucleotide gated channel subunit beta 1
Exons: 33
Coding region: 1-3525 (1174 amino acids)
Biological process (GO): monoatomic cation transmembrane transport; retina homeostasis
Cellular component (GO): intracellular cyclic nucleotide activated cation channel complex; plasma membrane; photoreceptor outer segment
Molecular function (GO): cGMP binding; intracellularly cGMP-activated cation channel activity; intracellularly cAMP-activated cation channel activity
Source: RefSeq, a predicted model, not a curated record
AUGAUGGGCUGGAUCAACCGGGUGGUUCCCCAGCCCCCUGUGCCCCCGGUGACGGAGGAGAGCCCGCGGGCCCCAGCGCAGGAGCCGGAGCCAGUUAAGGCACCAGCAGGAAAAGCCAGUGGCCCCACGGAUGUUGCUGGCCAGGCACGCACUGAGGAACUAGUAAAGAAAGUAGAAUUUGUGAUCCCUGAGGACACAGGUUCUAUGUUUGAGAGCAUGGGGAGCAGUGUGCGCUUCUGGCUCUCCUAUGGGAUAAGGAGGGUGAUUCCUCAGCCAGUUCCACCCCCAGGGACACUGCAGGUGCUCGGGAAGAGCUUUGAGACAAGCAUUGAUGUUCCUGAUGAGACAGAGGUCCAGGUCCUUCCGGAGGAGGACGACGGUCUCGACAUAAUCCCCUUCGAUCCAGAGGAGGACGGCUUCGAGGAUGACUUGGAUGCCCCCAGAGAGGAAUGGGUAGGAAAGCGGGUGCUCAGCUGGCUGUCACAGGGCUUUGAGAGGAUUGUGCCGCAGCCGGAGGGGAUGAAAAAGCUGGAGACAGAGCAGAAGGAUCAGAAGUGUGAAGCCACAGUGGAAGGCACAAAAAGGACUGAAACGACGGCAAAGCCAAAACCCCGCCUUUCAGCUGCCAUGAGCACCUCAGUGGCAGAGACACCAGCAGCUGCCACGGAGCAGCCAGAGCCAGUGACCACCCUCACCACUCAGUCCGUGGCUCUGGAUGGCCUCAGGAUGUUCAUCUGGUUUGUCCAGAAGCUGGAGACGGUGCUGCCACAGCCAGUGACCAGGGGGAAGCAGGACACACAGGGAGUGGCCUCAGCAACCUUGAGUCCCGUGGAACAAAUUCAUAUCCCCCCUGGGGAACCCGAGGAGACCCACCUCAUCCUGGAAGAGAUCACUGAUGACCAGGUUAAUGAAGACACAUGUGAGAUGAUGGCCUGGAGUCACAAGGCUGAGCCAGAGGCAGAUGCUCGUUCCCUUCCCCCCAUACAGGAGGAACCUCAGGAAGAAGAAGAAAACAGACUGUGGUUGAGCUCCCUAAGCACUACCAAGGAGGAAAAGGAGGAGGAAAAGAAGGAGGAGGAAGAGAAGGAAAAAUGGAAAAUACACGAGUUCUUGUCAGGCAGGUCCCUGCUCUCUUCUCUCCCAACUACCAAUGGUGUGGAUGAAUCCUACAUUGCUGAGGAGGCCCUCAAGUUUGAGCAGCAGGCAGUAGUUGAGAUAAGUAACCUCGAAGGUGCCCUUGUACAGGUGGAAGAGAAGACAGCUGAAGCUGCUGAAACCAAUGCUGAAGGUAAUUACCCCACCGUGGAGAUCAAGGAUGUGGACAGCCCAGGCGAUGCUGCAGAGAACGAUGGUACCCCCUUGCCGGUGCCCGCUGCCAGCGCUCCCAACAGGCUGGCGGUGCCCGGCGCAGCAUCCCCCAGGAGGAGGCGACUGGUCCCAGAGGAUGGUCUGGACGAGGGACUGGUGAGCUGGGACGAGGAGCAGAGGGAAAGCCUGCCCGAGCGCAUCGGCUCGGCCACGAGCCUGAGCAGUGCCAUCAUCAACACCCGGCUCCAGGAACUGGUGAAGCUCUUCAAAGAGAGGACCGAGAAGGUGAAAGAGAAGCUGGUUGACCCCGAUGUCACCUCGGAUGACGAGAGCCCUGUGGCAUCGCCCGCUAAGCCAGCGCCUGCAGCAGCACCGGUGCCUCCCCUGGGAGGGGAGGUGGAGGAGGACAAGCCAUCAGGGGAUGACCACUACUGUGAGAUGCUGUGCUGCACCUUCAAGUACCGGCCCUGGCUGGACCGCCUGAAAAGCUACCAGUUCCCCAGCAGCAUCGACCCACUCACCAAUCUGAUGUAUGUACUGUGGCUGUUCUUCGUUGUCAUGGCCUGGAACUGGAACUGCUGGUUGAUCCCCGUCCGCUGGGCUUUCCCCUACCAGACCCCAGCAAACAUCCACUGCUGGCUGCUGGUGGACUACCUGUGUGACCUCAUCUACCUGCUGGACAUCCUCGUGUUCCAGACCCGGCUGCAGUUCGUCCAGGGGGGAGACAUCAUUACUGAUAAAAAGGCCAUGAAAGAGAACUACCUGCGAUCACAACGUUUUAAGAUGGAUGUGCUGUGCCUCCUGCCCCUGGAUUUCUUCUACUUCAAAAUUGGUGUCAACCCGCUCCUGCGCUUUCCUCGCUGUCUGAAGUACAUGGCCUUCUUCGAGUUCAACAACCGCCUGGAGGCCAUCCUGACCAAGGCAUACAUCUACAGAGUGAUUCGAACAACUGCCUACUUACUGUACAGCUUGCAUGUGAACUCCUGCCUCUACUACUGGGCCUCAGCCUACGAAGGACUGGGCUCUACCACCUGGGUCUAUGAUGGGGAAGGAAACAGCUACAUCCGCUGCUACUACUGGGCAGUCAAAACCCUCAUCACCAUCGGGGGCCUGCCAGACCCCAAGACACUGUUUGAGAUUGUCUUCCAGCUGCUGAACUACUUCACAGGCGUCUUUGCUUUCUCUGUCAUGAUAGGGCAGAUGAGGGACGUGGUUGGCGCCGCUACUGCAGGGCAAACUUACUACAGGAGCUGCAUGGACAGUACCAUUAAAUACAUGAACUUCUACAAAAUCCCCAGAACUGUUCAGAACCGGGUGAAAACGUGGUAUGAGUACACGUGGCACUCGCAAGGCAUGCUAGAUGAGUCAGAGCUGCUGGUGCAGCUGCCAGACAAGAUGAGGCUGGACAUCGCCAUCGAUGUGAACUACAACAUCGUGAGCAAAGUGGCCCUUUUCCAGGGUUGUGACAGACAGAUGAUCUUUGACAUGCUGAAGCGGCUCAGAUCAGUGGUCUACCUGCCUAAUGACUACGUGUGCAAGAAGGGAGAAAUAGGCCGUGAGAUGUACAUUAUCCAGGCGGGACAAGUGCAGGUGCUGGGGGGACCCGAUGGCAAAUCCGUGCUGGUGACUCUGAAAGCUGGAUCCGUGUUUGGAGAAAUAAGCUUGCUGGCGGCAGGAGGGGGAAAUCGCCGAACAGCAAACGUCAUAGCUCACGGCUUCGCGAACCUUUUCAUUCUGGAGAAGAAGGACCUGAACGAGAUUUUGGUGCACUAUCCGGAGUCUCAGAAGCUGCUGCGUAAGAAGGCCAAGAAAAUGCUGAAAAGCAACAACAAACCCAAAGACGAGAAGGGAGGCCCUGGAGACGCGCUGAUCAUUCCCCCAAAAGCUGAGACCCCGAAGCUCUUCAAGGCUGCCCUGGCUGCCACGGGGAGGAUGGGGGGCAAAGGGCCGCUGGGGCGGCUCCGCUGGAGGCUGAGGGAGCUGAAGGAGAUGCAGGCGGCGCAGGGUUCCAGUUUCAGUCCAACCCCACCAAAGUCACCAGUGCACCAGAGAUCUCCUGUCACCUCCCACAAAGACCAAACCCGCCCAGGAGAAAUAUCCUCAGAAUCUUCUGAUCGUUUAGUCACCGUUCGUGUGAUUCCCACGGCACAAGAAGAUGAGGAAAUCCUCGCUGCCGAGAUUUCAGAGAAAGAAGACAAAGAAAAAGGAGAGAAAUGAAACAGCAGCAUGUCCUGGGGCAGGCGUAGGAGUCAGGCAAAUGCCUGGGGUAGCAGAUUUUUGUUAUUAAUGAUUUCCAUGCGGUGGCUGUAGGCUUUGCAAUGUGCUGCGGGUAGGAUCUGCCUCUCUUUUCUGUCCAGACCCUCAUUCCCUGCUGAUAAAACCCUCUGCCAUUUGACCCAGAACCAUACAAGCCUUCCAUGCUCUGCAGAUCAAUAUUUAUUGAGCAUCUUUAUGAAUUUCCCACUAAAUCUCAGGCCAGCCCUCUUGCUUUGAAAUCCAGCUUUAUGGAGGGAGAGCUCUGGAAGAAAUUGCUUUUUAUGGCUCUGGAUGGUUAAUGAGUGUUCACAUAAAGAGUGAAGAGUUAUUCACCUCUGACAGCUGAGUCACUGCUCGGCCAGAAACAAUCGGGGGGAAAAAAAUAACAAGGUUUCUCUGUUGGGCUCAAGGUUGACAGCGGCAGUGGAGAGUGAUUCAUCCGGAAAGGAUGCGGACUAUGCUCACGAGCCGAGCGUGGAGCAAAUCACACUGUCACAAGAAUGCCAAGGUCUGUCCCCGAGUGCACAGUCUGCAAGGUACUUGAGGGUCUCUGCGUGGUGCCAAGGCCACCUUGAGUUUGCCACUGGGAAGAGUUCCUGCCAGCAAUCCACCCUGGGAAGGUGGUGGGGCCUCCGUCACUGCAGGGUCUUGUGGAGAGAUUUGAUGAGCAUCUUUCAGGGAUGGAGAAGCACAAUCCUGGAUGUUCCUGGAGUUCCUUUCUAGCCCUGGGUUUCCAUGGGUGCACCAACCUGCCAGUGCUGGGAGAGAUAAACAGAGGGCAGGAAGGGAGAAGCUGAGUUGGUUCCCAGCUGGGAGGGGAAAGAGAAGUGCAGUAAGUGCUCUCCUCUCCCAGACAGUGUUUCAGAGUCAGCUCAGGGUCUGUGCCACACAAGCAACUCUGCACAACCGUGCAGGUGCUCCCCUGCAGUCACUGCUGGACCUCAGUGACAUCCACUUUUCCACCAGCUGAUUUCCAGCCCUUCAGUCACUUGACUGGCUCUUGGCCACAUUUCCCAUGCAGGAGCCACGCUGGUAUUGCUCAUUGCUGCGACAGGGCACUUGUGAAGACACUCUCCCAGUGCUGGGACUGGGCACUGGAAGGGAAGUGAACAUCUGAUUAGCAGCCAGCACACCCAGCUGAUGGCUCAAGGUGUCUGAUCUUCUCCCAGCACCACCAGGUCCUCUUCUUCCUCAGGCCCAGCACCAACCAGAGCAGCUGCUGGUGAGCUGAGAGGUGGUGAGAAGUGGGAUGGCACCAAACAAGGCACUGCAGAUCCUCCCCAAGGUUUUUGCUCACCACAUCCCCACGGCACCGCCGGCUCCAUUGAGAGGAGACAGUUUCCAUCCUCUGGAGGAAAAGCUGGGGCAGGUUUUGCCGCAGGGAGCAGCCCCAUCUCCACAGCCAAGGGGCUUCUCAGGUGUUCAGCAAAUCCUGUGAGCAGUGCUGCAGGUUCUACAGGUCUGGCUGUGAGACAGCCAGGGCUGUUCAUGCAGGGUGUCAGCUCUGGCAUCACCUCCCCGGGUGAUCCCUCUUCCCAUCAGGAGCCUGGGGCUGACCUUCACCUCCUUUGGGAUCCUCUUCUUUUGUUGCUUCCCCCCCCCCUUGCAAAAUAGAUGGGUUUCUGCGGCAGAAAAAGCCAGAAUAGAUAUAGCAUUAAUUAACAAUGGCUUGCUUUCUUUUAAACAAAUUUAAUGAGCUCCACUGUAAUGCAGGAGAGUCUGAAGCCACCACUGCCCUUCACAUUGCAGGGGAGAGGCUGCAUUCACCCAAACCUCCCUGAAUAUUUCUCGUCCUCAGUCAUUUGCAAGUGGUUUCCUGCUGGGUGGAAGGUUUCCGUGCAGAGUGCAAAGUAUUUUCUUUUCACUCUAUAAACAUUUAUAUAAUCAAACCAGGAAAUGUGCAAAAGUCAAACUGGGGCUCUGAUUUGCUGCUGUGGUUUGAUACAGUUUAGAAAAAGCAUUUAAGUAAAUAGUGAGGUGUAAUGGCUUUCAUAAUUCACUGUAUCUACAAUAAACACCACGUAGAUUACCG